UACGAUGUUAUUUGUAAAAUGACAAGUAGGAGCGGCUGAACAAUGGCGUUUAAUUUUUCGGCAUUUUCUUAUAUUAUAGCAUUAAUAGUAGAUGCUUUUCUUAUAUUUUUUUCCUUAUUCCACGUUAUAGCUUUCGAUGAGUUGAAAACAGAUUAUAAAAAUCCGAUCGAUCAAUGUAAUAGUUUGAACCCAUUGGUUCUGCCGGAGUAUUUACUGCAUCUACUAUUCAACUUCUUAUUCGCUUGUUCUGGGGAAUGGUUUUCUCUCAUGUUGAACAUACCUCUGUUGGCUUAUCAUGUCAACCGAUAUAGAACUAGGCCGGUGAUGUCAGGACCAGGAUUGUACGAUCCAACUAGCAUAAUGAAUGCUGAUGUCCUUACCAAAUGUCAAAGAGAGGGCUGGAUAAAGUUGGCCUUUUAUUUAUUAUCAUUUUUCUAUUAUCUAUAUGGGUAUGUAAUAUCAUUGGAAAGGGAACCUGAAAUAACGUGAUAGUUUUGUUUUUGUGUAUUAUUGAAUCAAAUUUAAUGGACAAUUUUUAUUCCAAUUUUUAAGUAAGUGUUUUGCAAUGUACUUAUAGGAUUUUAGUUAAUCAUCUACUAUUUCCCAAGAAAAUAUUAUUUUCGUAAGUUUCCACUAACUUGAGUUUCUAAUGAACUGUAUUUGAUGUAUGAAAUCUGAGGAAAAGAUUCAAAUAUUAAUUAUAGACUGAAAUGCUUUAUAUGGAAUCUAUGAUAUUAGCAAUCUACAUAGUUAUUGUUUCAACAAUGAAAGUUAUCUUUAUAAUGGAUAUAGAAAAAUAUUUCCAAUUGUUUAUAGGGCAUAUAUUUUGUCGUGUAGUGGUAUCUACCACUACUUAUUUAGUGAUUCUUUUGGCAUUUUUUACCUGAAGAUGAUAUAUUUUGAGAGCUCUGUUUAGAAACCGAAGUCCCUAAUACUAGUCUUUGUUCCAGAAUGAUAUACUCUUUAAUAUCAGCCUGAAAAAUCCAGCUGAAGGUGAGGUAAAUUUCAAAAAGACAAAUUGGAGGAUUUCGGUUUUUAAAAGCUAAAUAGUCCAGAAAAUUUUCAAUGGAAGUGAACAUAAAAACCGAAUCCAGUGUUGCAGUACUAUUACCAGUUUUGUUGUUUUUUUUUUUCGAACAAAUAUGAAAUUGGGUAUACGUUUUAAUUUGUUUCCUUUACAAAUAAUUUGAGUAUCCAACUGUAAGUUUAAACAAUAAAAUUUGUUGUUUGUACAGCCA
Messenger RNA from Coccinella septempunctata (seven-spotted ladybird), 1238 nucleotides. RefSeq names its product protein cornichon. The transcript is spliced from 2 exons. Gene Ontology annotation, cellular component: endoplasmic reticulum membrane; COPII-coated ER to Golgi transport vesicle. The record is from RefSeq and is a predicted model, not a curated record. The coding region runs from base 43 to 489 and encodes 148 amino acids. Lineage: Eukaryota; Metazoa; Arthropoda; Insecta; Coleoptera; Coccinellidae. Gene Ontology annotation, biological process: endoplasmic reticulum to Golgi vesicle-mediated transport.